Agrilus planipennis (emerald ash borer) is the source of this 725-nucleotide messenger RNA. RefSeq lists its product as uncharacterized. Lineage: Eukaryota; Metazoa; Arthropoda; Insecta; Coleoptera; Buprestidae. Bases 74 to 421 code for a protein of 115 amino acids. The record is from RefSeq and is a predicted model, not a curated record. The transcript has 2 exons.
UUAAAGAGUUUAUCUUUCUGUUAGGUUCAGUUCUUUUAAGUAGUGAUCAAAUUUUGUUUUGUUCUGUUUUGUGAUGACACCUACAAUGAAUCAAUUUUAUAAAACGGUAAUUCUUCUAAUCGUAUGCUUAUACUGGAUGGGGACCGUCACAGGCUACAGCAUCGAUAGAAACAUUUACCAAGUGGACAAAUCUAACGACAGACUUCAGAAAUAUCAGGGAUUAUCCUUUGAAGAGAAAGUAUUUCGUAUAGUAAAAUAUAAUCCCUCAACAACUUCAGCAUUCCCUCUUUUCGACUACAUGAUGAAAGAUAAUGAAAUAGAAGAAGAAUCUCCUAAACCGCAAGUCUAUUACAAUGCACACCAGUAUGGACCGUACCUUCACAAUGAGCGUGAUCAACAAAUAAUAAUCACACGUAAAUAAAUAAAAGGAAACUGUGCCGAUAUACGCAUAUAAAACAAUAAUUUAUUCGCUAUACACGUAUUCAUAAAAGUACUAUAGAAUGUGAUACGGGCGGUCUUUGACAUUAGAUGUCCAUUAUAUUUAUCACUUUUUUAUUAGAAAAUUAUCAAACUCAAUACGGUAACUUCACAUAUUAGAUUAAUAUGCUUAUUAAGCCAGGAUGUAACAGUUAACAAAAACACUUAUUUUUAUAAUUUAACAAAUUGUAAAAUACGUUAAGAAAAAUGAAUAAAUUUCACGCCUUCUUGGUGAAGCACUUUGAAAC